ACAGUAUGAAUAACGGGAAAACAGGAACGCCUGUGCCAGGGGGCGACAGUGUGAAAGUAGCAGUGCGGGUGCGGCCUUUCAGCCAGAGAGAGAAGAAUGCUGGAAGCAAAUGUGUGAUUUCCAUGCAUUCCAGGACCACCACCAUACAAGACCCGAAGAACCCAGAACAUACCAAGACAUUUACUUUUGACCUGGCAUAUUGGUCUCACAGUGGAUUUCAAGUGGACAAAGAUGGUGUGUUUACAUCAGCUGAUCCUAAUAGUAAAUUUGCAGGCCAGAGAGAUGUUUUCCAUGAUCUCGGCAGGGGAAUUCUGGAAAGUGCUUGGCAGGGUUACAAUGCCACCCUCCUGGCUUACGGCCAGACUGGCUCUGGAAAAAGCUAUUCCAUGAUUGGGUUUGGCGCCAACAAGGGUAUCAUCCCCAAUGUAUGUGAAGAGCUCUUUCAAGCAAUGGAGAACCGGGAGAGAAAUCAAGAAUACCAGGUUACAUUCAGUAUGCUGGAAAUUUACAACGAGCAGGUGAGAGAUUUGCUGUCUAGAACCAAGAAGCCUGGAGGGCUGAAAAUAAGGGAAGACACACAGUGGGGCUUUUAUGUGGACGGGCUGAAGGCGGUGCCCUGUGAGAACUACGCCCAGAUCGAAAGGCUGCUGGAACAGGGAGCAAAAAUAAGGACCACAGCUUCGACCAGCAUGAACACCAGCAGCAGCAGGUCUCAUAUGGUCAUCACCAUCCAGUUCAAGCAGGUGUUCCUAGACAGAGGCCUCACCAAGCAAGCCAGCAUCAACCUGGUGGAUUUAGCAGGAAGUGAAAGGCAGAAAUCUUCAGGGUCCGAAGGAGACAGACUGCGGGAAGGAUCACGAGUGAACUUAAGUUUAACCAGUUUAGGAAAUGUCAUCAGCGCUCUGGCCGCUGCAGCCGCGGGGGAGAGAGUCCUGCACAUCCCCUACCGGGACUCCGUCCUGACCAAGCUGCUCCGGGCCGCCCUGGGCGGGAACAGCCGGACGGCCGUGUUAGCAGCCGUAAGUCCGGCUGACAUCUGCUAUGAGGAAACGCUAUCAACAUUAAGAUAUGCUGAAAGGGCUAAAAAGGUCCGGAACAAAGCUGUGGUCAACACCUCCACACUGAUGCGAGAGUCAAGGGCGGAGACCAGCGAACUGCUGCUCAGAGGUGGAGACUUCAGAAUGGCAGGUAAACCGAAACAGCCAGCCUACUUGCUGGCAGAACAGGCGCUCGGGCCUCAUAGUCAUCAGCUGACCUGGGCGCACCAGCUGGAGCAGGCUCGGCAGGAAUGGCAGCGGCAGCACGUGGCCACUGCCCAGGAGCGGCAGAUGCUGAAGACCCUGCCUCACCUCCUCAAUGUCAACGAGGACCCGCAGCUCAGUGGGGUCCUCAAGUACUCCAUUCAGGCUGGUUCAUGUGAUGCUGGUCGGGCUGCUUCCAACGCCAUCCCUCUUCAAGGCCUGGGAAUUUCAGAUAAACAUGCUUCCUUCACAAAUUUGGAUGGUAAAGUGACAGUCACCCCACACAGCAAAUGCAAGGUUGUCGUUAACGGGGUGCCCAUCACAACCAAGACGAAGCUGCAGCAUUUGGACCGAAUUAUUUUGGGAUCCAACAGUGCCUACCUCUACAUCGGGUUUCCUUCAGAGAGAGGCAGUGAGGACUGGAGCCGGUUUGAUUACGACUUUUUCCAGCUGGAAAGAGCAGCUGCCGAGGGAGUGAGUGUGGACAAGAUUGGCGCUGGGAGCGGCGGAGACGGGCAGGCAGACCCCAGCGUCCUGGCUGUGUUCCAGGACUACAUCAAACUGAUGCCGCUGCUUGCAGAAGCAAAUCAGAUGAGUGAGGAGCUGAAGAAGGGACUUAAAAUGGAAUUGAAAGUGAAGAAUUUAGCAUCAUCAGAUUCCAGGGGCUAUGACCUACAAAAAGAGGUCAUGGUGAAGGUGACCAACCAAAGCACUAGAGAGGUGUGGAUUUGGUCGAAAGCCAAGUUUAUCAAUAGGAAAUUCCUAAUGGAGGAACUUUACCAGCGCUUUCUAGAUGGAGAAGACAGCCACAUCGCUCAGGAAGACGACCCUUUCUGGGAUCCUGUCGAGGUCGUCCACUUGGGCUCAGCUCACAUCUGGCUCCAGUCGCUGGCCUACUGCAUGAAGCUGGAGGAGCAGGCGGAGUUUCUGAACUGCGACGGGCUGGAGGAGGCGGCGCUGCACAUCCACAUAACCCCCUGCACCCCGGCUGGACAAGCACGUGGUGAGGAGGACGUGGUUAUCGACCCUUUGGAGCUGCUGGGAAAGAGGAUGGAUUUCCAGAUUCGCAUUGUGCGGUGCCUUGGUGCCAAGUGGCUAAAGGAAGACGCGGAGCGGGGCAUUCAGAUGGGGUACAGAAUUUAUGAUCUUCCACACACUUUAUAUACCAAGCCUGUAUGGAAAAUUGUGAAUCCUCAAAUCGAAGAGUCUGUCCAAUUUACAGCCCUAAGUGCAUCCCGGGAGUUUCUGAAUUAUUUACAGACAAAUGCUCUCAUUGUUGACUUGUGGGGUCUUCAAGAGGGCUGCACUGAACUAUGCUUCUCUCGGCUGGACCUCAUGGUCACAGGUGAAGGCCACAUCAUGGUGGACACCAAGAACAUUUCUCCUGUGCUGGAUAUAGGCCAGAUUCCAUCCAAUCAGAUAUCAGAACUCUACCUGAAGCUGCUCAAAUUAGAACAGGAGACGGAACUGCUCAGAAACAUUAACAGAGCCCUCAGACAGGAAAAUGUGUUUCUCAAAGAAUCACUUGAGAAAAUUGGUUCUAGUCAACAAGCACCUAAAGCCCCUACUACCCUGAAGAUAACUAGGACGGCAGCACAAGUGCCGGGGCCCGGAGGGGGGAAUCGAGUGUGCACCCAGCCAGCCGGCUACGACAGAGAAUUCGCCAAGGCUCUCAAGGUGUUCUACCAGAGCAUGAACAUGGCAAGAGGGCAGUUUCUCAAACUGAGACAUUAUAAGCCCCCUGAAGACGAUCAAAUGCUUCGGCCAUUUGUAUACCAACAGUCACAAAUGUUAAAGGACUUUGGGGACUUACUUGAAUCCAGCUUGUGGAAACUGAAAAAUGAUGUAGCUCUUAUAGUGAAAAAGAAGAGAGAAUGUUUAUUGCACAGCAAAUGA
Molossus molossus (Pallas's mastiff bat) is the source of this 3137-nucleotide messenger RNA. RefSeq names its product kinesin-like protein KIF28P. The transcript has 23 exons. Bases 6 to 3137 code for a protein of 1043 amino acids. The record is from RefSeq and is a predicted model, not a curated record. Gene Ontology annotation, biological process: microtubule-based movement; cytoskeleton-dependent intracellular transport. Gene Ontology annotation, cellular component: microtubule; kinesin complex. Lineage: Eukaryota; Metazoa; Chordata; Mammalia; Chiroptera; Molossidae. Gene Ontology annotation, molecular function: microtubule binding; ATP binding; microtubule motor activity.